Messenger RNA from Monosiga brevicollis MX1, 1199 nucleotides. RefSeq lists its product as uncharacterized. The coding region runs from base 1 to 990 and encodes 329 amino acids. The transcript has 2 exons. NCBI's taxonomy places the organism in Eukaryota, Choanoflagellata, Craspedida, Salpingoecidae. The record is from RefSeq and is a predicted model, not a curated record.
AUGAGGGGGGAGAUGGGGGAGGAGGGGGCGGGGGAGGAGGUUGGAGUUGAUGAGGGGGGUAGAGGGGUUGGUGUGCUUGAAGGGGUGCAAGGGGAGGAGAGCGAGGCAGAGAGCGAGGUGAGCUCGGUGGCAGAGCCGGAGACAUUUGAAGACUUUGAUUGGCUACGUGAGCACUUGCUCUUGUAUGAUGUCAUUUUUCAGACCGACACAGCCAAGGAGGCGGCGUUUAUUGAGGGCGCGGCGGCCCUCUUCUGCACAAGCCGCGUGCAGGGGCCUUACGACAUUCUGGAGCCGGGCUGCGGUACGGGCCGUCUCAUGCUGGCGCUGGCUGAGCAUGGUCACCACGUAGCCGGAGUCGAUGCCAGUGCCACGGCAUUGGAGUUUUGUCGUGAGCGGCUCACCCAACAUGGACUGACCGGACAGCUCCAGCUGGGAGAUAUGGCCAAAGAUGAGAUGGGAAACGCCGAGUACGACGUGGCGCACUGCAUGGUCUCCUCCUUCAAGUAUCUUUUGACCGAGGAUGAAGCUGUGCGGCACUUGGAGCUAGUGGCAGCAGCGCUGCGACCGGGCGGGCUGUACAUUAUUGGCAUGCACUUGGUUGACUACGAGUACUACGCUGAGCAGGGCGAACGUGAGCGCUGGCGCGAGCUACGUGAGGGUCUUUGCAUCGAUGCGAAGAUUCUUUCAUCUCCACCCUGCCCGGUGACGCGUCGAGAAGAGGUCGAUACGUUUAUUGAAGUGAAGGCAGACACUUCACCCGAGGCCCCGCCCAUACCUCCAGCCUUGUCCAAGUAUCAGGGGCGGCGCUUUCAUUGCCAUUGGCAGAUGCGAACCUACGAUCUGGAACAGCUGUUGGCCACCUUACAGGCCGUGCCGGCGCUGCAACUGUUGUCUUUUCACGAUUUUUCGUACGACAUUAACGUUCAAGCUGAUGCCCGCCUUGAUUCAGACCAACUCACAGCGUUGUUGGUGUUGCAAAAGCAAGCUUAGCCCCGCGGUUCAUGUUUUCUUCUCAACGGUGUGUUUGUUUCCGAUGAAGAUAUUUGUAUACGCCGCGGUGGGAUGAGUCGGUUCGCACGAUGCCAUGUCGCUGAAUGGUUAGCUUCCCAACGAAGCACCAUCAGCGCCCCACCCGAGCCCCUCUUGUUUUUUUUUUUGUGACUGGAAAAAAUAUUUCAUACGAAGCCACGAGAGGCUUG